Kogia breviceps (pygmy sperm whale) is the source of this 11097-nucleotide messenger RNA. NCBI's taxonomy places the organism in Eukaryota, Metazoa, Chordata, Mammalia, Artiodactyla, Physeteridae. The record is from RefSeq and is a predicted model, not a curated record.
AUGAAGGAGGAGACCCUGGAGCAAUUGAUCUGGAGCAUUCUUGAGCCGGCCCCUCCUGGUCUGGGCCACGCCCUGCGGCAGGUGGGAGAACAAUGCCGGCUGUGUGCUGUCACCCCUGCCCUGCUGGCCCAAGAGGAGGGCCAUGGCGCGGCCCCAGCUCCAGCCUCGGCCUCUCCAGAUGUCCCUCCCUCCCCGCCCAGCCCCUCCUAUCUGCCAUCUCCGACCAUCCAGCCAGGUCUCCUCCCAGGGCCUGCACAUCACCAAGGGCUACAGCUACACGAAGCAAGAGGCCAGGGGCAGAGCCCUGGACCGCUCUCCCAGUCCAGUUCCACCAUGGACUCUGCGUAGGAGAUGGGCCACAUUUGCAAGCUGCAGGCACAGCACAUGCAGAUGCAGAAGACUUUCACCAAGUGGAUCAACGAUAUCUUCCAGCACGGCCAGGUGGGCAUCAAGAUCCAGAGCCUAUACACAGAGCUGGCUGAUGGCACCCACCUGCUGCGGCUGCUGGAGCUCAUGUCGGGGGAGGUCCUGCCACCCCCCAGCCGUGGCCACAUGCACAUACACUUCCUAGAGAACAGCAGCCGAGCUCUGGCCUUCCUCAGGGCCAAAGUGCCAGUACCCCUCAUUGAGCCAGAGAACAUCGUGGAUGGAGACCAGAUGCUCAUCCUGGGACUCAUCUGGGUCAUCAUUCUGUGUUUCCAGAUUUCCCACAUCUCCCUGGACAGGGGCAGGACAGGGACCAGGAAUGGAAGUCAGGGAAAGAAGUGGUGCCAGCGGAAGACGGCCGGUUACACCAACGCCAAUGCCAACAUCACUGACUUCUCCGGCAGCUGGAGUGAUGGGCUCGGCUUCAGUGCCCUCAUCCACGCCCAGAAGCCAGACCUGCUUCACUACGGCUCCCUGCGUCCCGACCGCCCACUGCACCACCUCCACUGUGCUUUCCAUGUGGCUGAGCAGGAGCUGGGCAUCGCUCAGCUGCUGGACCCCGAGGACGUGGUGGCCCUACAGCCCGAUGAGCGCUCCAUCAUGACUCACAUCUCCUUCUACUACCACCACUUCUCCCACCUGCACCAGGGGCAGACUGUCAAGAGGAGACUCGCGAAGAUCCUGCUUCAGCUCCAGGAGACAGAGGCACUGCAGACCCAGCGUGAGCAGCUGGUGGCCGACCUCCUGUGGUGGAUUGCAGAGAAGCCGGUGCAGCUGGAGGCCCAGGAUUUCCCAGACACCCAGCCAGGCAUGCGCCAGCUGCUGGUGGCCUUUGCCUCCUUCCGCACCCAGGAGAGGCCACCGAGGCAGCAGCAGCGACAGGCCACGGAGGCCCUGCUCUUCCGGCUGCAGACGGCACUCCGAGCCCAGAAUCGCAGGCACUUCCUGCCACACGAGGGCCCGGGCCCUGCAGAGCUGUCCCAGAGCUGGGCAGACCUGGAGCAGGCAGAGGCCUCGUGGAGCCAGGCUCUACAGCAGAGGUUCCUGCAACUAGAGAGGUUGGAAACCCUGGUCCGGCGCUUCCAGCGUAAGGCAGCCCUCCAGGAGAGCUUUCUGACAGACACAGAGCAGGUGCUGGACCUGGCCGCAGCCCUGCCGGCCAGCCCGGCCACAGUGGAAGCAGCCACCCAGAGGCUGCGCAUGCUGGAGGCCGGCAUCCUGGCCCAGGAGGGGCGCUUCCAGACCCUGGCCGAGAUUGCGGACAUCCUCCAGCGGGCACACUACCACAGCUGGGCAGAGGUGGCCUGCAGGCAGUUGGAGAUCACUCAGUGCUGGGAGCAGCUCCUUCCGUGGCUGCAAGGGCAGAGGAAGCAGAUGGCAGGCAUGCAGGCUGUGCUGAGCCUGCUCUGCAGGAAGUAGACUGCCUCCAAGCAGCUCAACCAGAUGCAGGUGCUGGGCAGCUCCACGGCCUGUGGGCAGCAGCUGGCAGAGGUAGCGGAGCUGCUUCAGGGGCAUGACCUGCUGGAGGCCCAGAUCUUGGCCCAUGGCGCCCACGUGAGCCAUCCUGCCCACCAGACAAGAGAGCUGGAUUCUUCCCUGGGCACUAGUGUGGAAGUGCUGCAGGCCAAGGCCAGGGUGCUGGCCCAGCUCCACAAGAGCCUGGUGUCUCUUGCCAGGUCCCGGUGGGCCUUGCUGGAGCAGACCCUGCAGCAUGCAGAGCUCCUGCACAACUGUGAGGAGGAGGAAGCCUGGUUGAGGGAGCGGGGACAGCUGGUGGAGGAUGCAGCCCUGGGCCCGGAUCUCAGCCAGAUCGCUAUGGCCCUGCAGCAACACAAGGCCCUAGAAAACUAGCUCCGCCGCCACCAGGCCAUGUGCACUGAUCUGGUGCGGAGGGGACGCGACCUGGGCGCACGCGGGCCCCGAUCACCGGAUCCCCAGGAACGGGCCGCGGCGGUGCAGGGCGCGUGGCAGAGGCUCUGGGCCCGGGCGGCGGGGCGGGGCGCGCGGCUGCAGGCAGCCCUGCUCGUCCAGCAGUACUUCGCCGACGUGGCGGAAGCAGCCUUGUGGCUCCGAGAGCGGCGGUCAGCGCCGGAGAGAACGUCCUUUGGGCAGGACCAGGCGACCGCUGAGGCCCUGCUGUGGCUCCACCUGCGGCUGGAGCGCGCAGUGCUCGCCUUUGGGGCCGAGCUGCAGCGAUUGGAGAAGCCCGCGCCGGCGGCUGCAGCCCGGGCGUCAUCGCUCCUGGUGGUGUCUGCCCUGAGCUCUCUGAAAGAAGGCCCAAGAAACCCAGGGGCCCCGCGUGAAGUUUCCUGCUACUCUGGCCCCCAGGGCACCCAGAAGAUGGCCCUCCCAGAUGAGCCUGACCCUGACUUUGACCCCAACGCCAUCCUCCAGGCACAGGACCUCUUGAGCCAAGACCAUGAGGGCCUGCGGACCCUGGCAGAGCACCACAGGGCCCGGCUGGAGGAGGUGGUGGCCCUGUUUGGCUUCUAUGGCUCCUGUGGGGAGCUGCAGUCCUGGCUGGCAAACCAGACAGUGCUGUUCUGAACGCUGCAGCCCCAGGACAACUUGGAGGUCAUGCAGCUCAAGUAUGAGAAAUUCCUCACUGCCCUGGCUGUGGGAAGAGGCCUCUGGGCUGAGGUUAGCAGCUCCGCUGAGCAGCUGAAGCAGAGAUGUCCUGGAGAUUUCCCCCAAAUCCAGCAACAGCAGGAGGAACUGAGCUGGAGGUGGGAGCAGCUGGAGGCCCGGAAGAAAGAGAAGGAAACACAGCUGGCAUGCACCACACAUGUGUGCAGUUUUCUGCAGGAGUGUGGAACCACAUGGGUCCAGCUUCAAGACAUGAUACUCCAGCUAGAAACCCUGGAGCCGGGUCACUUAGAGGACAGCCACCACGUCCUGCAAGUGAGCCAGCAGAAGAUGCUGGCGCGGGAGAGAGGCAAUAGCGAGUACGGCCUGGGUUCGGCACCGUGAAGGCCUGAGCAGGCUGGGCCCACAGAGAGCCAGUCCCUGCAGGGACAGGUGGAGACGCUGCAGAGGCUGCUGGAGGGAGUGCAGGAGCAAGUGACCCGACGGGCCCAGGCCCAGGCUGAGGCGCAGGCCCGCCAGGACUUCCUGCAGAGGAGCCGGUGGCUGCUGUGGGCAGGCAGUGUCCAGACUCAGCUGCACAGCGAGGAAGAGGAGGUGGUGGAUGUGGCCUCAGCCUAGCAGCUUCUGGAGGAGCACCAAGACCUGCUGGAGGAGAUUCACCUGCAGCAGGAGAGGCUGCAGCAGCUGGAGGCUCAAGGCCAGCCCAUGGCAGCCUUAGACUCCCUGGACUCCCGAGGGGCGGCCAGUACCCUGAGGCUCCUGGGCCAGCAAGGCAGGGAGUUGAAGGCCACCUGGGAGCAAAGACAGCAGCGGCUGCAGGAGGGGUUGAAGUUGCAGAGGUUUGGUCGAGAAGUGGAUGUUUUCACUGCCACCUGUGCCAAACGUGAGACCUUCCUACAGCCGGACAGCCUCACGGAGGACGUGGGGGAGGCCCAGAGCCUGCUGCAGCAGCACCAGGAGUUUGAGCGGCUCCUGGAUUCCCUGGGCCCUUGAGCAGAGGAUCUGCGGGCACGUGGCAAGAAGCUGGCUCAGAACCAACCCAAGUGAGUCUGGGCCUGACUGGGCAGCACCUGUAGAGUCCAGCUGCUGCGCAUCCAGGCACAGUGGACCAGGCUCCAGGAGAGCGCCGCCUGGGUUCAGCAGCUGCUGGCUUCCCUCCAGCUGCAGGAAUGGAAGUAGGACGUGGCAGAGGUGAUGCUGUGGAUGGAGGAGAAGUGAUGGAUGCUGGCGGACGAGCCAUCCCAAGAGCCUGGCAACAUCCUGCAGAAACUCAGGUGGCACAAAAAAGCUGAGCAUGAGCUGGUUGCCACCCAGGGGCACGUGGAGGGCCUGCAGCAGGUUGGGAGAGAGCUGUUGAGCAGCAGGCCCCGUGCCCAGGAGGACAUGCAGGCCGGACUUCAGGGCCUGAACAGCAAGUGGGAAGAGUUGAACUGCCAAAUAGCAGAGCAUGGGAGACAGCUCCGGCGGGCUCGGCAGCAGGACCAGCUCCUGGGGCUGCUGCAGGAAGCCAAGGAGAAGAUGGAGCAGCUAGAGGGGGCCCUGCAGAGUGCAGAAACGGGGCAGGACCUGGGCUCAAGCCGGGGGCUGCAGAGACAGCACCGUCAGCUGGAGGCUGAGAGCCAGGCACUGGCCGGCAAGAUGGCUGCCCUCGUUCCCCAGGCCCACCAGGUGGUCAAUACCCAGACCAUCGUGGAGGAGACCCAACAGUACCUCCAGAGGUUCAAGUCCCUUCAGGGAUGUCUGGCCACCCGGCAACUGCAGCUGCAGGCCUCCGUUGAGCUGUACCAGUUCCACCACCUGUGCGACAUGGAGCUCACUUGGGUGGCAGAGCAUAUGCCUGCACCCAGCGCGGGCUCUAAAUACUUGGAUGGUGCCCACAGUCUUCUCCACAAGCACGAGGAGCUCCGCGCAGAGGUGAAAGCCCACCAGGGACAGGUGCGACAGGUGCUGGGUUCCGGCCGCAGCCUUGCAGCCUCAGGGCGCCCCCAGGCCCAGCACAUCGUGGAACAGUGCCAGGAGCUGGAAGGCCGCUGGGCAGAGCUGGAGCAGGCCUAUGAGGAGUGGUAGGAUGCAGAGGGCAUGGGGUCAGGGGAAGUAGCCAGUCGGGCAGACUCUGUGAGUGAGUAUUUCCUGGACGUAUCAGAGCUGGAGGACUGGGUGGGGGAGAAGUGGCCUCUGGUGAGUAGUCAGGACUGUGGUGGGGACGAGACAGCCACGGUCAAGCUCAUCAAGAAGUACCAGCCCCUGCAACAGGAACUGGCUUAUUGGAGCUCCAUGGAGGAGCUUGACCAGAGAGCCCAAACCCUCACUGGCCCCGAGGCUCCUAUGCAGCUGGGCAUGAUGCAGGAGAGGCUCCGGGAGGCUCUGCAAGCACUGCAGGAGUUGGCAGCCACACGGUGCCGGGAGCUGGAGGGGACCCUGAAGAUGCACGAGUUCAUGAGAGAGGCCAAGGACCUGCAGGGCUGGCUGGCCAGCCAGAAGCAGGCAGUCAGAGGAGGAGAGAGCCUUGGGGAGGACACGAGGCGCUUCUGCACCAAGUUUGCAAAGUUUCAGCACCAAGUAGAGAUGGGGGGCAAAUGGGUGGCAACCCGCCAGCAGCUGGCAGAGAGCCCGCUAGAAUGUGGGCACAGCGCUGCCCCUCAAGCCCCUCAGAUGCAGCAGGAUCUGCAGGCUGCCUGGUUGGAGCUAUGGGCGCCGACCCAGGCCCGCGGCCGCCUGCUCCGAGAUGCUGCGAUUACCCUCAAAGUUCACAGAGGUCUGUUGGAAGCCCUCGCCCAGGUCCAGGAGAAAGCCACAAGGCUCCCCUGUGGUGUGGCCCGGGACCUGUGUGGCCUGGGGGCCCAGCUGAGGAGACACGAGGGGCUGGAGCGUGAACUCGUGGGCACUGAGCGGCAGCUGCAGGAGCUGCUGGAGACUGGAGGAACAGUGCAGAAGCUGGGGCCCGGGCCUCGGGCCCAAGCAGUGCAGCAGACGCAGCGGGCCCUGGUGCAGGCUUGGGAGGCCCUGAAGCUGCACGUGGAGCAGCGCCGGGCCCAUCUGGAGCAGGCAUGGCUCCUGGACUGCUUCCAUGCAGCGGUGCGGGACCACACCUCCUGGGCACGUGCAUGACAGGAGCUGCAGGUGGAGAUCUCCCAGGAGCCCGGCAGUGGCCUGCUGAAGCUCGGCUCCCACCAAUGGCUUCGGGCAGUGCCGGAGGCCCAUGGGGAGCUGCACCAACAGGCUGCCCAGGUGGGCCAGCAGGCACUUUUGGCUGCAGGGACGUCCCUCAAGGAGGUCCAGGAAGCGCUGCAAGUCCUACGGGACAAGCGGGAGCAGGUGUCCCAGGCCUGGGAGCAGAAACAGGAGAGGCUGCAGGCCAUGCACUGGGAGCAGCUCUUCCUCAGAAAGUGUGGCCGCCUGCACGAGACCCUCACGGCCCAGGAGGUCUUUCGGAGAACCAGUGCCCUGGGGAGCUCCGUGGAACAGGUGGAGCAGUUGAUUCGCAAGCAUGAGACAUUCCAGAAGGUGCUGACUGCCCAGGACGAGAAGGUAACGAGUUUGGGGGAUCCUGGGCGUGAUGCUCGGGGCCCCAGGGCGCAGGACCUGCUCCACACCGUGCUAGAGAGCCGGGCUCGGGUGAAGGAGCUGGCGGAGAGCCGGGGACACACCCUGCACGCCUCCCUGCUGAUGACUGCCUUCAUCAGGGCCGCCAUCCAGGCUGAGGACUGGAUCCAGGAGUGACUCCAGCAGCUGAAAGAACCAGUCCCUCCUGGGGACCUGAAAGAUAAGUUGAGACACGUGCAGAAACACCAGGCCUUCGAGGCUGAGGUCCAGGCCCAUGAGGAGAUCAUAACCUCUGUGGCCAAGGAUGGCGAGGCUCUCCUAGCACAGAGCCACCCUCUGGUGGGAGAGGUCUCCCAGAGGCUGCAGGUGGCUCUCCGGGGCCAGGACCUGGAGGACAAGCGGAACUUCCUGGAGUUCCUGCAGAGAGUGGACGUUACAGAGGCCUGGAUCCAGGACACGGAGGUGAUGGUGAACAUCGGCGACCUGGGCCGGGACCUUGAGCACUGCCUGCAGCUCCACAGGCGGCUCCGCGAGCUCCGAGGAGUCUGGGCCGGGGACACGGUGGGUGGUGCCCACAUCAGGAGCAUCAGUGACUUGUCCCUGCAGUUCAAGAACCAGGACCCUGAGCAACUCAAGACCACCUGCCAGCAGUGACAGCAGCUCAACAACAGACCACCUUACACCCUCUCCAUCAGGUGGAACAGUUUCCAUGGCAACCUGCUCUGCUACCAGCGGUAGCUUGAAGGGGCCCCGGAGAUACACACGUUGUCCCAAAAGCUGGAUGACCUCGCUCAGCAGAUCGGGGAGGAGGCCACCCUGGUCCAGGCCCUGGACUGUGGGAAAGAUCUGGAGAGCAUGCAGAGGCUGAGGCGGAAACACGAGGAGUUGGAGCCCUCGGAAAUAGGCCUCAUCCAGGCCCAGGUGGAGCCUGUAGAGCAUGAGGUAGGCUGCUUCUGCCAGAGAAGCCCUGAGGCUGCCCACACCCGCCGCAAGCAGCAGGGGAUGAGCUGGUGGCAGCUCCGGAGUGGGGCCCAGAAGCGGAGGAAGUCGCUGGAUGCCUUGCACCAAGCUCAGGAGCGGCAGGCAACGCUGCAGGAAUUGCUGAUCUGGGCCCAGAGGCUGCGAGCUGAGAUGGACGCCCAGAGCACCUCCAGCAGCCUUGCGGAUGUCCAGAGCAUGUUGGAGGAACACCAGGAGCGCAAGGCCGAGCUGGAUGCCCGACCAGACAGCAUCAGCCCGGUCCGAAGCACUGGGCAACGACUGCUUGCCACCAGGCACCCAACCACCCCCGACAUCUUCCAGGCCCCGGCUGGUUUAGACCAGGAGCUGAACAGCCUGGAAGGGGCCUCACAGGAGCACCAGCUCCAACUGCAUCAGGCCUUGGAGCUACAGCUGGUUCUGAGCUCUGUGGAGCAGGUGGAAAGUUGGCUCUGCAGCCUGGAAGCCUGCCCAGCCAGUGAGGGUCUGGGGGAUUCCUUGCUUGAUGUGGAAACACUGCUGUGGAAGCAGAAGAUGCAUGAGCGAGACCUGGAGGUACAGGUGGAGAAGAUCAGCGCGCUGGAAGCCUCCACCCACAGACUGCACCAGGGUGGACAGCCCGAGGCCCAGGGUGCCCUGGGCCGGUGCCAGGCCAUGCUCCUGAGGAAAAAGGCACUCCUGGAGCAAGCCAGGACCCGUCACCGCCAGCUGGAGGAGCUUGGGCAGCUGCAGCCUUUCCUGCAGGUUUCCUACGAGGUUGUGGCCGCAUGGCUGAGGGAGAAGAAACUGGUGGUCCUGGAGGGCUGGCAGGACCCAGCCGGGCUGCAGGCACAGUUGCGGCAGCCACAGAAUCUCCAGGCCGAGCAGGACACAAGUGUACACCACCAGCAAAGGCUGCAGACGGAGGGGUAGAGGCUGCUGCGGGAUGGCCUCACAUCCUCAGAGACCAUCCAGGAGCUGCUGCAGGAGCUGAGAAAACUCUGGGAGGAGCUACAGGCCAACUGCCAGAGGAAGGCAGCCAAGCUACAGGAGGCCCGUGAGGCCCUGCAUCUCCGGCAGAGUGUGGAGGAACGGCUGCAGCCCUUGGAGCUCAAACUGAGAGCCCCCAUCAGGGCCCCAGAGCAGCCUGUAUUGGACGAGCUCCUGGGGGCUCAGGGAGAGCUGGACAGGCAGGCCGGGCACGCACAGGCCUUUGUCCGGGAAGGCCACUGCCUGGCCCAAGACGUGGAAGAGCAGGCCCAGCGGCUGCUUCAGCGGGUCGAGAGCCAGCGGGUGCCCCUGCGGGAGCGCAGAACAGCCCUGGAGGCCCGGAGCCUCCUCCUGCAGUCCUUCAGGGACACCGAUGAGGAGAUGCCCUGGGUGCGGGAGAAGCUGCCCCUGACGGCCGCCCGGGACUGUGGCCAGACACCCAGGAGCAUCCCACGUCUUCCUCCGACUCUGCAGAACCUGGAGACGGAGAUGAGCAGCCUCGCCGAGGCUCUGACCCGGGCGGCAGUGGGCACAGGGCGCGAGCUGGUUCAGGCUGGGCACUUUGCUGCUCGUGAGGUGGCUGCCCAGGUGCAGCAGCUGGAGGAUACCGUGGGCCGCCUGCAGGCAGAGGCUGCACAGAGGCGACAGCGGCUGCAGCAGGCUCAGGAGGCCCAGCAGUUCCUGAUGGAGAUCCCAGAGGCAGAAUCCUGGCUGGAAGAAAGGGGCUGUGUUCAAGAACGGGACAUUGAGGAUAUGGGCCAGAGUGCCGAGGCCACGCAGGCCUUUCUGCGGUGGCUGGAGGCCACCAGGAGGGACCUGGAGGGGUUUAGCACGCACAUCAAGAGGCUGCAGCAAGCAGCCCUCCUCAAGAGCGGGCAGAACCCAGAAACCCCCAAGUUGCUCACCCUGAUGCUCGCGGUGAGGGACACCCACCUGGGGCUGUUGCAGAGAGCGGAGGGCAGGGGGCAAGGCCUUCGGGCACAGCUGCAGCUCCACCAACUGGAGUGGGAAGCCCUGCUGCGGGACGCCUGGCUGGCCAGCAAGGUGCUGGAAGAGAAGUUCAGUGCUUUCAGAAAGGAAGUCCAGAGCCUGGGACAGGCCAAGGUGCAGGCCCUGCGGAAGCAGGCAGGCUCCUUGGAACGGGCAGCACCCAGGUACUCUCCCCAGAUUCAAAGGCAGAGGAGUCACAUUGAGGCCGCUUGGGAGAGACUGGACCGGGCAGUGAAAGCCCGCACACAGAACCUGGCCAUGGUCCGUGAGGUCUGCGGCGUUGAGCAGGCGGCGGCCGAGCUCCAGGGCUGGAUGCAGGAGAAGGCGGCCCUGGGGCCAAGAGAUGCCCGUGGCCGCAGUCCGGCGCCAGUGCAGACCCUGCAGCAACAGCACAGAUGCCUGGAGUUAAGGGAACUGGCAGCAACGGAAAAGGAGGUGACCCAGGUGCAGAUGGAGGCCUGCCAGCUACACCUUGUGGCUCAGGAGGGCCUGGUCAAGCAACUGGCUGAGAGGCAGGAGACCUGGGCCACCCUGAAUGUGAAGGUCCGGGAGCGGGGUCGGCAGCUGGAGGAGGCUGCCCAGGGCCACGCCUUCCUCGGACGCUGUCGGGAACUGCUAGCAUGGGCUCAGGAGAAGCAGGGGCUGGUGUCCUCAGAGGAGCUGGCUGGGGAUGUGUCUGGGACCGAGCAGCUCCUGGAGCUGCUGGAGGAGCUGGGGCAACAAAUCAAGGGGCACUGCCGUCAAGCCCAGAAUGUACAGCGGGAAGGGCAGCAGCUGGUGGACAAUGGCCGCUUCAUGUCCCUGGAGAUGACAGAGUGCCGGCAGGAGCUGGACGGUCGGGUCGGCCAGGCAUUCAGGGAGGCCUGGGCCCUGCGCCGGGAGCGCUGUGAGGGGAUCUGACGUCUGCAGAAGCUGCAGCAGGGCCUGGAGCAGGCCGAGGCCUGGCUGGCCUGCCGGGAGGACCUGAUGCUGGACCCCAACUGCAGGUGCUCGGUGUCAGAUGUGGAGUGGCUGCUCCGCAGACACCAGGACCUAGAAAAGCUGCUGGCUGCCCAGGAGGAGAAGUUUGCCCAACUGCAGAGCAAAGCAGGGCCCGGCAUGAGCCCCGGGGACGGCUGCCCUGGGACCUCGGGGGGCAGCUGCCCGAGGCUGCUCCAGGACGAGCGGAUGGCAGCCGAGAACGCGGCUUCCACAGCCACCCUUGACCUCGCGGAAGCCCAGCCCCCCAGUCUGAGUCCAGAGUUCCGAGCCAGACCCUUGGGCUGCCUGGCUGAGCGCUCUGCUGAGAGGGUGCCCGGCCCAGCCCAGCCGCUCCCCUCAGGUUCCCCGGCUGCCCCCGCACGCUCGGCUCGCCAAGGGAGACACGACUGCGCCGACAGCCACCCUCGGCCCGUGGGCUCCCACCAGCUGUCUUGCUCAGGCCAGACCCAAGGUCUGGGCCCUGAAGCGAACCUGCACGUGGCACCAAACCUCAGGGCUACAAGCGAGGACACCCUCAAGGGGACCAGGAGACCCAGCUAUCAGACCCCUGGGACCAAUAUCUGGAAUAGACGAUUAGGAGACAGGCCCUACCAAGGUCACAGCUUGCUGAAGUCACGCCGUUAG